UCGGCAAGUAAAUAACAUUGCAGAGCUUGUAAUCUGCGGACACAGCUAAGUGGAGCGAAGUGAAAAAUUUCCAUUGAUAGUGCUAGAAUUACGUGUUAGACAACAUGUGGCAAGCGUCAGAAACAACGUUGUAUUCCAUUAUCGUAUUCCUAUUGCUUGAAACACUGUUGGAGUUGUAUUUAACGGCGCGACAGAUACUUGUGUACAAACGAAGUAAAACAGUCCCAAAGGAUCUUGAGCAUGUCAUGAACGUGGAGACAUUCGAGAAAGCCCGUGUAUACGGGUUAGAUAAGGCGUACUUUGAAGUCUUCAAGAUGGUAUUGUGCGGUAUAUUGAUAUCGUUGCUGGAGCUGUAUUACGGCUUCAUGGGUUUCAUUUGGGUUCAUUCCGCACAAUUGACUGAACGAAUUGGAUUAAACCCAAGUAGCGAAAUUCAGGUGGGGUUCGUUUUCGCAUUAGUGUUAAACACAAUCGGACUGCUCAAGGAAAUUCCCUUCAAAGUGUAUGAAACUUUUGUGCUUGAAGAACGACAUGGCUUCAACAAACAGACAGUUGGCUUUUUCAUAAAGGAUCAAAUUAAAGCCUUUGUGGUUGCGCAAGUACUAACUUUACCGAUAGCAGCGGCUUUCAUAUACAUCGUUCAAAUCGGAGGAGAAUAUUUCUUCAUUUGGCUGUGGGCGUUUGUAUCCGUCAUUUGUCUAGUACUUAUCACCGUCUAUCCAGUCUAUAUUGCACCAAUAUUCGAUAAAUUUCGACCCCUUGAAGAUGGAGACCUAAAACAAAGUAUACACGCCUUAGCCAGUAAGGUCAAGUUCCCCCUAGGACAGCUGUUUGUCGUUGAGGGAUCUAAACGAUCAGCGCACAGCAAUGCUUACUUCACCGGAUUGUUUGGUGUAAAACGAAUCGUGCUUUUCGAUACGUUGCUCAUCAACAAAGGGCUGCCGGAAGAUGACCCGACUUUAACGGAAAGCGACAAGAGCAAAGGAUGUAAAAAUGAAGAAGUACUAGCGGUUUUAGCACAUGAACUUGGUCAUUGGAAGUUGGGUCAUGUUUCUAAGAAUAUCAUUAUCAUGCAGGUGCAAAUGUUUUUAAUAUUUUUCAUCUUCUCGCAACUGUUCACAUACAGUCCGCUUUACGAAGCCGUUGGAUUACCUGUCGGCGAAAAGCCCAUCUUGAUCGGAUUUGUGGUGAUUGUUAUGUAUAUUUUAGCACCGUACAAUACAAUAAUUUCAUUUGCCAUGACCGUCAUGUCCAGAAGAUUCGAGUAUCAAGCUGACGCGUUCGCCCAGGAACUCGGCUAUGCUAAAGAGUUGGGCAAUGCUCUUGUGAAACUGCAACUAGACAACCUAGGUUUUCCGGAAUAUGACUGGUUGUAUUCGACAUGGAAUCAUUCCCAUCCUACGGUGCUACAACGUUUGGAGCGAUUAAAGAGCAAGGGAGUCAAGGAUAAAUCACAAUAAGCACCAAUAAGAACUUUUGCGUACUGCUUUUUUCCCCUUUUCGCUACCAAUUGAUGUCACUUCCUACAAAUUAUUAUAUAAAACGUCAACACGCAUAAAAACGAUAAUAA
Anopheles nili is the source of this 1570-nucleotide messenger RNA. Its product is annotated as CAAX prenyl protease 1 homolog. Gene Ontology annotation, molecular function: metalloendopeptidase activity. The coding region runs from base 105 to 1460 and encodes 451 amino acids. The record is from RefSeq and is a predicted model, not a curated record. Lineage: Eukaryota; Metazoa; Arthropoda; Insecta; Diptera; Culicidae. Gene Ontology annotation, biological process: CAAX-box protein processing. Gene Ontology annotation, cellular component: endoplasmic reticulum membrane. The transcript has 3 exons.